Molecule: messenger RNA, 1693 nt
Organism: Cucumis melo (muskmelon)
Lineage: Eukaryota; Viridiplantae; Streptophyta; Magnoliopsida; Cucurbitales; Cucurbitaceae
Product: pathogenesis-related protein 1-like
Exons: 2
Coding region: 256-813 (185 amino acids)
Source: RefSeq, a predicted model, not a curated record
AAAUAUCAAUAUGUCGAUCAAAAUUUAAUAUCAUUGUGUUUGAAAGUCAAUUUUUAGAAAAUAAUAGUAAAACUUUUGGUCCUUUUGUUUGUUUGUUUUGUUUUUGAUGUUUUAUUCUUGUCAUAAUUGUUGGGCAGCAUUCUCCUCCUCCCAUUCACGGUUCUCGUGGCCCACCUCUAUCCUUCUUCUCCUUCUUUCCUCUUCAUUUCUUUAUCCUCUUCGAUCAAAUUUGAUGUAAUAGUAGAUAUAAUUAACAUGAUACAAAAUAGUUUUUCUUUAAUUCUGAUUAUGACUUUGGCCUUUAUUUUUCUAGGAUUUUUAGUAAUUGUACCUUGUGGUGAAGUAGGAUUGAAGUUGGGAAAUAUGGCGAUGGCAUUGACGAUUAUUGAAGAUGAAGAUUCUAUGGCUCUUUUACCAUUUGGAGGAUCGGCCUUUAGUGUUGGACGCUUCAUCGGACUUCCUCAAUGCGGUGGCCCUCGCCGGACAGAUUCACCAGAUGAUCAAGACUCGCCUCAAGACUUCGUCGAUGCCCACAACGUAGCUCGUGCACAAGUCAGCGUUGAACCACUUGAGUGGGACAGAAUAGUAGCAGGUUUUGCUCAACAAUACGCGAACCAACGCAUCAACGACUGUAGGCUAGUGCACUCUGGCGGAUCUUACGGGGAGAAUAUUGCAUGGUCCAAUGCAGACUUAUCAGGCAAAGCUGCAGUUCAGUUGUGGGUGAAUGAGAAGCCAUUCUACGAUUAUGACACCAAUACAUGUGCGCCUGGCAAGUUGUGUGGUCAUUACACUCAAGUAGUGUGGAGGAAUUAAGUGAAAAUUGGAUGUGCCAAAGUGAAAUGCACAAAUGCUAUUGGUGGCACAUUCAUCGUUUGCAACUAGAUCCCCUGGCAAUAUCAUAUUCCGAAAGCCAUAUUGAGAUAUGUAGGGUUUAAUUAUCUAGCGAAAAUAAGAUCAAUAUUUUUUUUGAACAGAAACAACGCCGUUCAGGGGAAGACUGUCCAAGGCAGCCUAAUUCUGAACAGGACAUCAAUAUGAUUGAUAUAAUAAAGAAGAACAAAGGCUAGAGAGAAGCUUCUAGUUCUAAGUAUAGAAAGCAUUGAGAUUAUUCAGUGCUAUUGAUACACAGGAGAGUAGUUUUUGAAGACAUUGUCUCUACUACACCACAAUCCUAUACGGUUCCUCCAAUCUUCCUAUAAGCUCCAUUGAGAUUUAGGCAAAUAUUUACUAUCAAAAAUCAUCUUAUUCCUUUCUACCCAAAUACUCCACAAAAUAGCAACUACUCCGUUGUGAAUAAUCUGUCUCUCUUGCUGGUGCAAUUGAGGGAGCUGAUGAAGGAAAAGAUUUGGUCCAUGCUCGUCGUUGGAAUGGUAACAUUGAGGUCUCUUUGUAAAAAGUCCCAAAGGAAGCAUGCAGCGUUGCAAUGAAGGAAAAGAUGAUCUCCGAGUUCUCCACUAAAUUUACAUAGGAAUGCACCAAUUCAAUGGGUUGGUGGGGAAGUGCAUUCCUCUUCAAAUUUUCUCAACGGUAGCAAAUAUCAGUAAUGAUAUAUAAAUGUCUUCAAUGAUUACGGCAAAAGAGUCAUUUAAUUCAAUGAAUUCAUGUGUAUAAUUAUUUGUCAUGUACAUUACAUAAAUGAUUAGUAAUUAAAAGCAGAGUAAUAUAAUACUUUGUUGGCAGUUGCAUACAAAAA